CUACUAGCACUAGCAGUGAAGCAUUGAAAAGGGCAAUGAUAGUUGUUUGUUGAAUGAAGCGGAGAGGUCAAGUAACUGAAACUAAAAUUCAUUCUUUCCAUCUCUCUCUGUUUUCCUCUGUUUCCUAUUUCAUUCUAUCUUUACCAUCUUCGCAACUUUCUUUUCAUAUUCACCUUCUCUUGAUUCAUCUUCUAGCUUAAAUUUCUACCAUUUAAUUUAUAUAUGUUCUUUACCAGAACAAAGAAACAAACCUUUUCUUACGCUACAUACAUAAUUUAUGGCCAAGGAAAAGGUGGAUUCACCUGUUACAGUUCUUGAGGACUAUUUCAAAAGUUCAGAUUCAGAAACGAGUUCUUCCAAAGAACCUACUUUGGAUUCUGAUUCUCAUCAUGAUCACAUUUCAAAACCUGUUUCAAGGUGGCAUUCGUUUCUUCAAUUGGUCAAAACAGGAUCAAAGAAACAGUUACCACCAACAUUGCAUCAACCUCUUGAUGGACAACUCUCCAGAAGAAUGAGUAGAAGCAUGAGGGAUACCAUUCUUCCAAGUUGUCUCACUCUCUCCAAUGCAACUUCUACCCCUUGUAGAUCACCAUGGAAGAUUUUUUCUCAUCAUGAUAUACAACUUGCAACCAACUAUUUCAGCCCAGAAAAUUUGAUUGGAAAAGGUGGUUAUGCUGAGGUUUACAAAGGGUGUUUACCGAAUCAUCGGUUAGUAGCAAUCAAACGGUUAACAAGAGGAACUCCUGAUGAAAUUAUAGGAGACUUUUUAUCAGAACUUGGGGUAAUGGCGCAUGUUAACCAUCCUAAUACUGCUAAGCUUGUUGGCUAUGGAGUGGAUGGAGGAAUGUAUCUAGUUCUUGAGUUGUCUGAAAAAGGAAGUCUAGCUUCAGUGCUAUAUGGUUCCAAGGAGAAAGUACCAUGGUGUAUUAGGCACAAAAUUGCAUUAGGAACAGCCAAUGGUAUACUAUAUCUUCAUGAGGGUUGUCAAAAAAGAUUUAUCCAUAGAGAUAUAAAAGCUGCCAAUAUCUUGCUCACAGAAGACUUUGAGCCUCAGAUUUGUGAUUUUGGGCUAGCAAAAUGGCUGCCAGAGAAUUGGACUCACCAUAACGUUUCAAAAUUUGAAGGAACUUUUGGUUACCUUGCUCCUGAGUAUUUGCUUCAUGGCAUAGUGGAUGAGAAAACCGAUGUAUUUGCCUUUGGUGUAUUGCUCUUAGAAUUGGUCAGUGGGAGAAGAGCACUUGAUUAUUCACAACAAAGCCUUGUUUUGUGGGCAAAACCUUUGUUGAAAAAGAAUGAUAUUAUGGAGCUUAUAGAUCCUUCACUAGCAGGUGAAUUCGACUAUAGGCAGAUGAAUCUUAUGCUCUUGACAGCUUCUUUAUGCAUACAACAGUCCUCCAUUCACCGUCCCUCUAUGAGACAGGUUGUUCAGCUUCUGAAUGGAAACCUUAGUUGUUUCAAGACCAUGAAGAAAACUCGAUUGCCAUUCUUUCGAAGAGUCUUUCGGGAAGAGCUUAUUGAUUCUGAUUAGUAAAUGAAACAGAAAUCACAUGAUUAUUAGCAACUGCGCUAAGGAGGUUGUGAUUAAUGAAUGAAUUUCUUCAGCUAGAAAUUGCUUCAUCAAACACAAAAUUUUGCAUUUUGGAAUGCACAAAAGAAGCAUGAUAAUGCCCUUAGUCUUAUGUACAUAGUACUAGUAGUUUUUUUUUGGUUUCGUUUUUAGUAAUAGGAUAUCAAAUACAUAUAGUUUUGUAGAAAGAAAGAAAUAUUGUAAUAGCAAUGAGUCUUAACUCACAUUGUGGUUUGUGCCUC
This is a messenger RNA of Lathyrus oleraceus (garden pea), 1809 nucleotides long. RefSeq names its product receptor-like cytosolic serine/threonine-protein kinase RBK2. The coding region runs from base 278 to 1528 and encodes 416 amino acids. Gene Ontology annotation, biological process: protein phosphorylation. NCBI's taxonomy places the organism in Eukaryota, Viridiplantae, Streptophyta, Magnoliopsida, Fabales, Fabaceae. The record is from RefSeq and is a predicted model, not a curated record. The transcript has 7 exons. Gene Ontology annotation, molecular function: protein kinase activity; ATP binding.